Messenger RNA from Lactuca virosa, 631 nucleotides. NCBI's taxonomy places the organism in Eukaryota, Viridiplantae, Streptophyta, Magnoliopsida, Asterales, Asteraceae. The record is from the annotation of a GenBank genome assembly.
CCAUCAUCUUCUUCUUUUUCUUUUUAUCCUCCUCUCCUCAUCCUCCUCUCUCACUAAUCUCUCUUUUCUGUAUAUUAUUCUCUUGUGUUUGAUUCCCCACACUCAUAUAUUAUCAAAAUUAAAACCCUUGAAAAGUUUCUAAAAGAGAAAAGGAGAGAUCAAAUUAAUUUAUACCAUGGUUUUCUCAUCUGCUCCACCCUAUCUAGAUCACCACAAUUGGCAUCUCCAGUUGCAACAAUCCAACCAUCAACAAGCAAGUGGUGCUGGUGGCGAAAAUCCUAAUCUCCCACCACCACCUCCUCCUCCACAACCUGGUGGCGGGGGUGGUGGUGGUGGUGCAAAUGGAGAAGGUUCGAUCAGACCAGGAUCUAUGGUAGAUCGAGCAAGGAUGGCCAAGUUACCCAUGCCGGAGCCAGGAUUAAACUGCCCACGUUGCAAUUCCACCAACACCAAGUUUUGUUACUUCAACAACUAUAGUCUAACCCAGCCUCGACACUUUUGCAAGACAUGCAGGCGCUAUUGGACCAGAGGUGGUGCUCUAAGAAAUGUUCCAGUUGGAGGAGGUUGUCGGAGGAACAAAAGGAAUAGCAAAAACAGAAGCUCAAAAUCUCCAAGCCAAACCCGGGCUUAA